Salvelinus fontinalis (brook trout) is the source of this 5031-nucleotide messenger RNA. RefSeq names its product zinc finger protein 8-like. NCBI's taxonomy places the organism in Eukaryota, Metazoa, Chordata, Actinopteri, Salmoniformes, Salmonidae. Gene Ontology annotation, molecular function: RNA polymerase II cis-regulatory region sequence-specific DNA binding; DNA-binding transcription factor activity. The transcript is spliced from 4 exons. The record is from RefSeq and is a predicted model, not a curated record. Gene Ontology annotation, cellular component: nucleus. The coding region runs from base 107 to 1438 and encodes 443 amino acids. Gene Ontology annotation, biological process: regulation of transcription by RNA polymerase II.
CAUACACACUUCCUAUUAACCCAACUACCAACAAACGAAGAGUAAAAUCACAACAUAAGCUGAGAGAGAGACGAGACAUUAUCCUGCAGUAUUUUAUGUCUUUAAAAUGACCAAACUGCAGCUGUUGAAUGCUUACCUGACAGAACGUUUAACGGUAGUGGUGCGGGAGAUUCUGGACGUAGUCGGGGACACAGUGGCCGAGUACCGAGAAGAGACGGCUAGGACGAAGAGAGAGAAUGAAAGCGCUAAGAGAGAAAAUGAAAGCCUUCGGCGACAGCUCCGGGACAUCUUACUCUUGGCGGAGACAGACUGGCGUUCCACCAGCCUUUCUCUCUCUGGGCAGCAGCAGCUUUGUGAGCAAGAGUGGAGCUCCAGGCAGGAACAGGACCCAGAGCCCCUGCAGCAGAGCCAGGUCAACAGGCGAGGGCUACAGACACAGAGCCAGGUAGCGUUGGGUAAGGAUGGGGGUUUCACAGGACCAAACCAGGGACACACUGAAACGGUCCGAGUAGAAGAGAAGCCCAGUCCAGGGCAGGCAAUCCCAAAGACAGAGCACAACUCAGACCCAGAACCCAAGGGUUUUGGAAACACCUCGUCCUUGGCCCCAUCUCCGUUCUCCUCCAAUGCCCACUGUGCCACAACAACUCGAGCAGCCAACGCUGAAUUGCCAGUCCUUAGGACAGAGAGAAAGAGGUCCUCUCCCAUCGACCCAAUCCAGGGACGGAUCAAAAUGGAACCCAAGGAAUGCGACGUCACAGUGAACCUCACCAACCAUGAACCUCAAUCCAGUUCAGGCUACACAGGUCUUCCUAUAACACUACUACCCCACAACCAUGAACUCUCAGGCGACGCUGGCUUCAAAGACCUUCCAGAUAUGGACAUCUCAGAGCUCCAUAACACACCCGUACAUGACCAGCAAACAUAUGAAACAGAGCCUGGGUCCAAGGACCGGGUGUUGCCAUACAAUGAGAGUAACAACUUCACCCCCACCGACCACCAGGAGGGGCGCCCACACCGCUGCACCCGAUGUGGGGAGAGUUUCAGCCAGGCGGCCAGCCUCCACCUCCACCUUCAGUAUAAGAAGGCCUACGCCUGUGACUGGUGCUGUAAGUCCUUUGCCCAGUCGGCUGACCUGCGGCGCCACCACCGUAUCCACACGGGGGAGAGGCCCCACCGCUGCUCCUGGUGCUCCAAAAGCUUUACCCAGAGAGGCAACCUGAGACGACACCUGAGGAUCCAUACCGGUGAGAGACCCUACAGCUGCCCCUACUGCCACAGGACUUUCAGCGAUGGAGACACCAUGAAAAAGCACAAACGGACUCACUCUGGGGAGAAACCCUAUCGCUGUGUCCAGUGUCCCAAGAGCUUCACUGUGGCCAGCGGUCUGAGGGUACACCUGAACACACACCUGACUGAUGCAGGGCAGCUCAUCACAUGAGGUCAAUGCGCUAGCUAAUGAGCUACUGCUGAAUCAGCUACACCUUGAAAGGAUUGUGAAACGUUGAAGUGUUUUAGCCAUAGGAAUAUUUCCUAAAUAUAUUUAUUGGAAUUAAUCAAAACAGUGCAGUAGAAAACAAAUGGAUAAUGUCAUCUUAGCUGAUGUUUCCAGCUUGAUUGAAGAGUGUGUGUUUGUGAACAUGAAUUAAAUCAGUCCGUCAUUUAAAUAUUAAAAUCACAUGUCUGAUUCUGUAUUUAUUUUGUAUUAACAUUGAACCAUCUUCCAGGUUGUUUAUUUCCAAAAGGAAGAUGCCAGAUGCUUGACUCACAUCACCUUCACUCAAGAUAUGUAUUAAUAUACUAGGUAAUAAGGGUGCAAACCUAACAGUAGAUUUUAAGUAGAAAAUCCCUUUAAAAAGCUUGCCUCCCCUUUUUCAUGAAUUACGGUAGCGUUUUUAUCACAUGACCAUGGAGAGUUAAAGAACCAGGAAAUGUAUGCUUUCGCCGAGGUGUUUACAAAACAAUCUAGCUUGGGUCGUUACUAGGAGGCUUUCAGUGGAUUUUAACAAGUAUUUGGGAGAGGCUAAUUUCUAGAAAAUGGCAAAACUACAGCUUUUGAAUGCUUACCUCACCGAGCGGUUAAUGGUGGCUGUAGAUGAGAUACUGGAGGUUGUUGGGGGGACAGUGUCAGAAUUCGAGGAGGAGACUGCCCGGACGAAGAGAGAGAAUGAACUCCUAAAACGAAGGCUACGAGAAGUUGGACUCGACACGGGAACGGAGUGUUCAGCAGUCUCGACCAGGCCUGUUUCUAUCUCUGUGUCUGGGCAGCACCAGUGGAGCGCCGACCAGGGUCCAGACCCUGAGUCUACACACACCCAGAACCACAUGGUAAUGAGCCAGGAUGAGAUGCCUGCCACACAUAGCCAGCAACCCACAGACUGCACCGAGUGGAAGAGUCUGUGUAACUCUCCAUGUACCCUGUCCUCACAACAGACCGAUACAUCGGCUACCACCCCAGUAGUAGCUCCAUUGACUUCAGCGUCUGUGAAAAGGGACUUGGACGAAGAAGACGACCAGCAUCUCCUUCCCUCUGCAAAUCCCUUCAGCAGCACAUCAUGCCCCGUGGACAGAGUGGUUUUACGCUAUAACUCUGAGGGCAUCAAAACAGAGCCUAGUGAUACUAGCCCUACUGACUUGGGGUCAGUAUCUGCUCAGAUGGGGUAUGGUGAACUAAACCCCAGUUCGGACCCUGGACCAGCCACUGUUAAAACCAAGUACACUGUCUCAGACCUGAGCGCUGACCUGGAGUCAGUGGUUGCAGAGAGCAGCAGGUAUGGUGCCUCCACUGCCUCGGGCGUCCCCACUGACCUGGUAUCAGCUAGUGCUGCCAUGAUCCCAGACGGCUUUUUCCGUCAGAUUGGCAGCGAUGGUUGUGUAUCAACAGGGCCAGAACAAGACUUUGGGGACGCCACCACCACCAGUACCGUAGGUCCCUUGACCUCCCAGUUCUACCCGGGUCAAACCAGACAAACAAAUAGAUCAACAAAUAGGUGUCAUCAACAAAUAAACAGGUCUACAAACAACAGGGGUCAACAACAAACUAACAACAGGGGGGAUCAGAGGUCCCACCCGUGCCCUCAGUGUGGUAAGAUAUUCAGUCACGUGUCACGCCUCAAGAUCCACCUCCGCAUUCACACAGGGGAGAAGCCGUACGUUUGUGCACUGUGUGGCAAGCGAUUCAACAACGAUGGCACACUGAGGAACCACCGGCGUGUUCACACGGAGCUGCGUCUGUACGGCUGCCCUGUCUGCGGCAUGAGCUUCAAGGACGCCUACACGUGUAGGAAGCACCAGCGUGUUCAUAAUGGAUUGCGGCCUGCCGGAGGCUGGGCCCACACCUGCAGCUUGUGUGGCAAGGCUUUCAGUGAGGCGGCUAAGCUGACCAAACACAUCAGGACUCAUGUGUCAGUCAUUGGAUGAGGGCAGUACAUAGCAAUCCAGUACAUAGCAAUCCAUUCUUAUAGCAAUCCAUAAAGGAUUUAUAAGUACUAUAUAAAUGCUUCACAUAUAAUCUAUUAGCGUAUGUUAUACACUAUAAAUGGUGUAUAAAGGGUGACAUAACAAUUCCCACUGUAGGGUUUAUUGCCAAAUGUAAGUUAAUAGACCAUUUCUAGAUUAUGACUUACACUUAUGAUUUGUAAACCUUUAAGUAGUGCUAUAUAAAGCCUUUAUUGUACUUUGCAACAGAGCUCCCAAGUGGCGCAUUCUGCUCAGGCACUUCACCCGAAGUGCAGAGGGGCAUCACUACAGCCAGCCGUGACCGGGAGUUCCAAGGGCGGUGCACAAUUGGCCUAGCACUGUCCGGGUUAGUGGAGGGUAGGGUUGGCAGGGAAUUCCUUGUCUUAACUUGCUCUAGCGUCGUCUUAUGGCGGACUGGGCGCCUGCAUGCUGACUAGGGUCGUCAAUCGAACAGUGUCCCGUCCAACACGUUGGUCCGGCUGACUUCCGGGUGUGUAUAAGAAGCAGCGUGUUUGUCCAAUCCUCACUUCUCCCGAGCCCGUUGGGGAGUUGCCGCAAUGAAACACAAUUGGAUACCACGAAAAUGCUUUCAUUUCUAAACGGUAAAUAGAUAUGUAUGAAAAUCUCAAAUCCAAAAUGCUGGAGUAUAGAGACAAAUAUUAUUUUUUAGCUUCACUGUCCAAAUACAUAUGGAGGGGAGUGUAUGACCAUGGCUGCACCAGCUUCAACAGGACAUGCCUCUGUGUGCUCUGUCUGUGGCAUAUAGUGAGCAUCCCGCAUCUGAUUAUACAGUCAUCAGCGAACCCACAAGCAGUGGUUGAAGUCAUCAUCAGAUGUGAUGGACUACCUUAAGCAAGCAGCAAGUGUGUGUGUAGACUUUUUUUUUUUUAAAUGUGUACUGUGCGUGUGUUUUAUUUUACUGUAUGCGCACAGUGCAUGUUUGUUUGUGCACCGGCCCGUCCAAAGGGCAGCGGGGCUCAGUCUGUUACAGGGAGGUUAUUGACUUUUGCUGUGUUGUAGUGUUGAUCCACUUCCUGCUUGUGACUCUGGGGGUGGAGCCUGCUGACCUUAGAGACUGCAGAGGACGAACCAUGGGUUGAAGACAUUGGUGUCAAACACAAUUCCUGGAGAGCCGCAGUCAGUCUUUUUUAAAGACAGAAAACAAGCAAUGUUUUUAGGGUCUGAUCUAGACCUGCAAGAAAAGCCGGGGUCAUGUUCACUUGAAACCAUUUGAAUUUGUCCAAUAAGAGUCACUGAUUCAUUAAGUAAAAGGGAGGAACCCACAGACACUGCAGUGGACGGAAGGACUGGAGUUUUACUCAUGUGGUUUAGGAGUCCAAAAAUACAUUCCUUACCCCAGGAUAUGUCACAAGGUGACUACACAGGAACAUUUAAGGAAAAGGAGCACCCCGUGUCUGCACUGAUCUGAGAAUUUUAUUUUGGAAAACAAACCAGCUUAGGAUGCCUUCAUUAGAGUCUUACCAUGGUCUCUGAUAGCAAGUGCUCAGACUUCAAGACUUAUUGUGGCGCUGAUAGUUCAGAGCCUAAUGUACAGUAAAUGGGAUUAUUUUUAAA